Molecule: messenger RNA, 1008 nt
Organism: Salvia splendens (bonfire salvia)
Lineage: Eukaryota; Viridiplantae; Streptophyta; Magnoliopsida; Lamiales; Lamiaceae
Product: L10-interacting MYB domain-containing protein
Exons: 2
Coding region: 1-747 (248 amino acids)
Source: RefSeq, a predicted model, not a curated record
AUGGCUUAUCAACCCAAAUCUCAAGAUGAGUAUCUUUAUCAUGGGAUAUGGACAGAUGAGCAUGACACUCUGAUUCUUACUAGUAUUCUGAGAGAGAAGCAGUUGCAUAAGUUCAAGGGUACGGUCAUCCCGCACGAAUUCUUGUAUGAAGCUGAAGCUACAAUCGAGGAGGAGACAGGUACUCGUGUGAAUAGGGACGACAUCUAUAAUCGGUUGCAAUUCCUAGAGCAUCGCUACCAAACCUUCAAAUCAUUGGUCGAGCAUCUGAAUACACGAUUCGAGCCCUCGUCGAACAAGGUUUUUGCUUCUGAAAAAACUUGGACGGCCAUCCUUAAGAAAAAUGACUUUGCUGGAGCAUAUACAAAGAAUGGAGAACCAGAGUUCAAGCUGCUCAAGAUGUUGUUUAGUGGUGACAUCAAUGUGAGCGAGAACGAUAUAGAAACUAUUGUGCUCUCGGAUACCACCAUUGAUCUAAAUCCGGAUGUUGAUGAGGGCCAGUGUGAAGAUUAUGUAAGUGGAUAUAAUCAUGAUAGCCAUCUAUUGCCACGCAAGCUGUUCAAUGAGAGUUCACACUCCCGUGACUGUGAGUCAUCAAAUUCCAUGGAGAUUCGUGAUAGGGAGCUUGGACAACGACCUGAAAAUUUCAUCUACCACGACUUUGACAACGCCCCAACAAGGACGGUUGACUCCUCAAACAGUAGCUCUUGUGCAUCGUCAAAUCCAACUUUAUGGUGGCGCCGACCAUAAUCGUGACUCUUAUCUACUAUGCUGUAAACUUAGAAUUUCCACUUGGAAAAUAAGUCUAUCUUGCGACAUGGUUAUUGUCGUCUUAUGCAUGUUAUGAGUGUGUGGUUUUAAAAAUAUGUAAUCUCAUGUGUAGUCCGUAGAAUUAUUUCGAUUCCAAAAGUUGCUCUAUGCGACAUGUUAUGUAACUUUGUUUGUGAAAUAAACAUGAGUUUCAGAAAAUAGGGAUAAAGAUGAAUAAGAAAUGCCAUUAUUGCAAGAGAA